Messenger RNA from Plasmodium yoelii, 552 nucleotides. Its product is annotated as signal peptidase complex subunit 2, putative. Gene Ontology annotation, cellular component: signal peptidase complex; membrane. The record is from RefSeq and is a predicted model, not a curated record. Lineage: Eukaryota; Apicomplexa; Aconoidasida; Haemosporida; Plasmodiidae. Bases 1 to 552 code for a protein of 183 amino acids. The transcript has 8 exons.
AUGUUUAGUAAAAAGCCCCAAAGUGAAAAUAAAGAUAGCACAUACAUUGUAAAAAAUCUAUACAGUGAAAAUGAGCUUAAAAAAGUUACACAGGAUUACUUAAGUGAGGAAAUAAGAAACCUGAAUAUAUAUGAAAAUGUUAAAUAUUCAAACAUUAGGAUUCUAUUAUCUAUAAUCCUGAUAAUUAUUGGAGGAUAUUGUUGUAUUUUUGUCAAUCACAAAAAUGAGCCAAUACUUAUGAUACAAUUUCUGGCUGCUUUUUUUUCUAUAUCAAUAAUAUUAUACAUUUGGGAAUAUUUUUAUUUUGAAGACUAUUUCAUGAUAAUAGAAACGAAUGAUAACAAAGCAGUAAAACUAUUCUUAAAAUUCGAUAUCAAGACGAGCUGUCUUAUUUUAAAUUACAAAUUAAAUAAAACAGUAUAUUCUACACCUUUUGAGUUGAUGAAAUUAUAUAAUGAACAAGGGUACCUUAUGGAAGAUUAUGCACGCCACACAUUAAAGCAAUUCAUUUCAAAUCAUGGGAAAAAUUUUAAAUUAACAAAUAAAAAAUAA